AUGUCUGUCUGCAUUCCUGGGCUCCUGAAGGAACUCUGGAGGCUUGGGAAAGCCAACAGCAUGAAUGACAGAGAAAAAGAAAUCAGUGAGGAAGUGAAUCAGGAUGUGUUUCAGGAUAUAAGGUCCAAGAAUUUCACCUCAGAAGACCUUGGGCCUUCAACAAUCAUCUUCAAAGAGGGGGUGGGCAUCACAGUCGUGGGGACAUCUGAGGAACUCGGGUGGUGCCCAUUUCCUGAAGAGCCACUUGGACAAUUGUCUGGAUUGAGUUCCAGGCAGAAACCGAGAAGAAAAUGUGACACACGGGGCUUUGACCCCAGAAAUCACAUUUCCAGGAGGCAGGUGGAUCAGAGCAACAGGAUCAGCAAAGAGCUGCCCAGGAAGAAGGAACAGCACGGAUGGAGCCCUUGGAAGGUCACAGAGAACAUCCAGCACCUUCCAGGAGGAACUGGCCCCCAAAGCAGCAUUUUAACCCCCAGAAUGGGCAGUUUCCAAGCACAGCAAAGCUCUGUCGUUUCACUCAAAUUCUCCCUCACUUUGGCACUUGCCAGUCCCUUGGAACUGGACAAGAGUUCCACCAUCUUUUUCCACCUCCAUUGGAUGCUGCAGCCACUUGUCCCCCUGAGGAAGUCAAACAGCUGACUUUGUGCCUCUUCCAUUCAUCCCCACGUCUUGACUGGAACAAUUUUAAACACAAGGUUUAUUUCAGUGACAACACUUACCCUCCUCCCUGGAAUUCCUGGUUUCUGGGGAGGAAACAUCUCCAGCUUAUUCAC
Molecule: messenger RNA, 773 nt
Organism: Pipra filicauda (Wire-tailed manakin)
Lineage: Eukaryota; Metazoa; Chordata; Aves; Passeriformes; Pipridae
Exons: 7
Coding region: 1-639 (212 amino acids)
Source: RefSeq, a predicted model, not a curated record